This is a messenger RNA of Alligator mississippiensis (American alligator), 4372 nucleotides long. RefSeq names its product DDHD domain containing 2 (gene DDHD2). Gene Ontology annotation, molecular function: metal ion binding; triacylglycerol lipase activity; protein binding. Gene Ontology annotation, cellular component: COPII-coated ER to Golgi transport vesicle. NCBI's taxonomy places the organism in Eukaryota, Metazoa, Chordata, Crocodylia, Alligatoridae. The transcript is spliced from 18 exons. Bases 104 to 2245 code for a protein of 713 amino acids. The record is from RefSeq and is a predicted model, not a curated record.
GGGCGGCUCCGGGGAUCUGACACCGCCGCUGCCGCCGCGCCGGGGCCUCCUGGCCGGGCAGCGCCACGGGCACGGGGCUGGGGAGCGCCGGCGGGGCAGCGUGAUGUCAGCCGUGGAACAGCAACCAGCAGAUGCUUCCUUGUCAUCCAAUUCGUCCAGCUCCUUUGAGGUGAUAGAGGCAGAUGCUGCAAAUAAGUACGAAGCCGUGGUUCCUCACUGGUUUUACUGCAAGGUCACAGAUUCCCGAGAGAGAUGGAUCCCCUUCAGCACACAGGACUCGGAGAAGUUGGAAGCGGCCCAAAAGAUGAGGAAAGACGAUGAAGAGCUGGUAGUUCCGAUAUCAGGGGGCAGAUACGAUGUGCAUUUGAAGCAGAGGCAAUGCUAUGCUGUGUACUGGGAGGAAGAGGUGUCCGAAGUAAGGCGCUGCACCUGGUUUUAUAAGGGAGAAAAGGACAAUAAGUAUGUCCCUUACUCGGAGAGCUUCAGCGAGGAUUUGGAGGAAGCUUACAUGAUCGCUGUAACUCUGGAUGAGUGGAAAAAGAAACUUGAGUCCCCGAACAGAGAAAUCAUUAUAUUGCACAACCCCAAGCUUAUGGUGCACUACCAUCCAGUAACUGUCUCUGACGACUGGGGUUCAAGCUCUGCAGAGCAAGGGCGGCCAAGAACCGUGAAGAGAGGAGUAGAAAACAUCUCUGUGGACAUCCAUAGUGGAGAGCCUGAGCAGAUCGACCACCUGGUUUUUGUAGUUCAUGGGAUUGGGCCGGCGUGUGACAUCCGGUUCCGAAGCAUCAUUCAAUGUGUGAACGAUUUCCGGGCUGUGUCCUUGAGCAUGCUGCAAGCCCACUUCAAGAAAGCCCAGGAGCAGCAGCAGAUCGGCCGGGUGGAGUUCCUGCCUGUGAACUGGCACAGCCGCCUGCACUCCACAGGGGUGGACGUAGACCUGGAGCGAAUCACCUUGCCAAGCAUCAAUCGCCUACGUCACUUCAUCAACGACACAAUCCUGGACGUCUUCUUCUACAACAGUGCCACCUACUGCCAAACCAUUGUGGACACAGUCGCUUCUGAGAUGAAUCGCCUGUAUCUGCUCUUCCUGCAGAGAAACCCUGACUAUAAAGGCAGGGUGUCCAUUGCAGGUCACAGCUUAGGAUCACUUAUACUGUUUGAUCUCCUGACAAAUCAGAAAGCUUCCUCUGAGGAUGAAGAUGGCAAGGAAAAGGGGUCCCAGACAGGUGCAAGCCACGGGGCAGAUGCCAGCGGUGUGAAGGAGAUUCUGGAGAAGCUCAAGCUGUCUGAGUACAGCACAGUCUUUGAGAAGGAGAGAAUGGACAGACAGGCACUGCUCCUGUGUACAGAGCAAAAUCUGAAAGACAUGGGCAUUCCCUUAGGCCCGAGGAUGAAGAUCCUUCACUACAUCAGCUCUGAAAGGGAGACACAGGACACUAACCAUUGGGCACAGAUCAUUGCUGGGAACAACGGAGAGGGCAGGACUGAGUCUGAGUCAUCCGCAGGGCCUGGCUCUGCCGGCAGCAGGAGCAGUGGGAGGAACUGCCCAUACCCAGAUGUCAGCUUAGGACAGGUCUCAGCCAACUACCCACAGCUCAUUUACAAGCCUGCUAUCUUCUUUGCUUUCGGAUCACCCAUCGGGAUGUUCCUCACUGUGCGAGGUGUGAAAAGGAUCGAUCCAAGCUACAGCCUCCCCACUUGCAAAGGCUUCUUCAACAUCUUUCAUCCGUUUGACCCCGUGGCCUACAGAAUCGAGCCUAUGAUUGUCCCAGACAUGGAGUUUGAGCCCAUGCUGCUCCCCCAUCACAAGGGCCGGAAGCGGAUGCACUUGGAACUGAAGGAAGGCCUGACCCGCAUGAGCAUGGACCUCAAGAAUAACCUGCUGGGGUCCCUUCGUGUUGCCUGGCAGUCCUUCACUAGGGCCCCGCUGCCAGCCGUGGAGGCAGCCAGCACAGAGUGUGAAACUGAAUCCCAGAACUGUUCAGACGGGCAAACAGAGGUGAAGCCCAAUGAGCCCCCUGCUGCUGCAAAGGAAGAGGCCUCUCCUAUAAAUGUGGGAAUGCUCAACGGUGGCCACCGCAUUGACUAUGUGCUUCAGGAGAAGCCGAUAGAGAGCUUCAAUGAGUAUUUAUUCGCCCUGCAAGGCCAUCUCUGCUACUGGGAGUCGGAAGAUACUGUUCUGCUGGUGCUGAAAGAGAUCUACCAAACACAGGGCAUUAUGUUGGAUCAGCCUCUACAAUGAAGGCACCGACCAGCUGCACUGUUCUUGCAACUUGAUAUGCACAUAUGUGACUCCUCACCAGGAAAGCCUGGAUAUCCUCUCUGCCUCCCCAUCCUGUGCUGUUGCUGCCUCUGCAUGCUGCUUCCUGACUACCUGCUGCUGCCUGGAGAGCUGGAAAGUUUCCCUUCUCUGUCCAAGGGGUAGGAAUCCAGUGAAAAUGUCUGCUAGAAUAUCCAGCACUGACUCAGCACCUGGGACCGACUGAGACUCCCUGUGGCAUCGUGUCCCUGUGUCCCCAUCAACUCUUUGGCUUGUCUGUCUUGUAAGUCGCAACACUAGCUGUUCCGGUGUAGAUGUGGGAUAGAGGUGGCCUGGAUUGGGAACUGGAGACUGAGAGCCUCAAGUCAUCUCCUGCAUAGCAGGAGAACUGGACACUUGCAACCUUGAGACCUCAAAGCCGUAAAUGGAUUAGGUACCUGCUGUGCUAUGGAAACAGAACCACAGCAUCUUAUGAGAGUGAAUAAAGGAUAAGGGGCUGAUUUGUCAUGGGAGAAUGAGAUAUGGUCUCUCUCCUCCUCUUGCAAUGCCAUAAGGCAGUGCAUAGGAGCAAGCACUCCCGACAGCUGCUAAGUGACUAGGGGUUUUAUCAUGACCCAGAUUCUCUUCUAACCUGCUCUCGAUCUGUUUCUGCACCCACCAGGUGCGCUAAGCAGGGUCCUGCAUCAAAAAGAAAGUGGCAUGUUCUCAUACACCAAAGGAAGCACUUAUAAUUACCCGUUUCUUUAAGGAGGUGCCAAGUCGGUCAGCAUGGCAGCCUCACCCCUGAGGCACUGUCCACGGCAGCUUUUAAUGUGUUGGCACUGGCAGCAGCCUUUGUACAGAAUCUUACACAGGUCUCUACAGCCAGGAAGGUUUGUGACAAAAGCCAGCCAGAGGUUUAUCUUCAUUUCCAUCUGCUGACGUCCUGACCGUUGUUCCCCUCAGUUGUGUGUCUAGUUACUGCUUGCUGACUAGCUCUAGGACUAGCCGAACCACUGGGAAUAAAUCCCUGGGUCUGGACCACCAUAUGGCUUUCAUCUCCUUUGCCUGCUGCAUAACACUAAUGCUGAUGCAGAGCUCUGGCUGGGACCACUGACCAACAACUGGGGGAGGCCUGCGUCUCUUCUAGACUCUGCUCCCAACUCCAAUCUCCUCCCAGGGGCCAGAUGCCUCCUAUUAUUUUGUUCAGAGCAGAAUUUGUACAAGUGGGAGGGGUCUGGGUCCCCCCCCGUAGGCAUCUGUGGACCCUGUGCAGCAGAAACAAGACAGGACCACACCCCAGGGGUAGUUCAUUAGCAGUGUUACAUCCUGAUUCAAGCAUAAGCUGCUUAAGUGAAAAUCCAACAGCCCAUCAGCCAGGGUCCAGCAAGGAAGAGGGUCACAGUGCUGCAUACAAGCACAGUCUACACACUCCCCUUUCUCCCUGGUUGCACUGAUUCAGUAAAGGGAAGUGUCUAGCUCCGUUUUGGUUACGUUUUUAUAUGUGUAUCUGUAGGCGAUGUGAUGAUGUUGCCUCCAAGUUUAUAGGAAUGUCUUAAGGUCCCCAGUGGUGAAAUUAAAGCAGACUUCUAUAGGGAGCUAUGACUGCAGUUUUAGUUCAGUGGCUGGGGAAUCGUAAUUGUCAAGGCAAGAAGGGCCAGAGAUCCUGAAGAGAUAUAUCCCUUGUAACCAAAGAUGUACAGGGUCAUUAACUGGCUAGACUGAACCCUGGCCUAGAUACAGCAUGGAAAAGCAAAGGUAGUGGAGUUAGUUAGGGUGUUGCUGUGUUUGAUAGAGUUUGAAAUAGAUGCCCCAAGCGUGUUCUCUCUCAGUGAUGACUGUAUGUGGUGCCAGGCCUUCCCCAUAGCUCCAGUCUGUCUUUUCCAUGGUGUACGUUGCUCAUGAUCCCCAACCCCACUCCAGCCAAAAGAACCCAGAAACUGCUCUUGAAAUGACGCUGCAGGGCUCAACCUCUGGUUAAAGCACCUCCUGCCCGUCUGUGGGAAGACAGUCUUGGCUGGGACGCACUGUCAGGAGCAGCUCUUGGAAUUAUGCACUUUGUAAACAGGAAAAGUUUAAAUACAUUUCAAAUGUUAUUUAAUGUUUUUUUCCAGUAAAAGCUGACACGAC